This is a messenger RNA of Oenanthe melanoleuca, 2016 nucleotides long. It is a transcript of the gene MRPL23, whose product is annotated as mitochondrial ribosomal protein L23. Gene Ontology annotation, biological process: mitochondrial translation. Gene Ontology annotation, molecular function: structural constituent of ribosome. Lineage: Eukaryota; Metazoa; Chordata; Aves; Passeriformes; Muscicapidae. The record is from RefSeq and is a predicted model, not a curated record. Gene Ontology annotation, cellular component: mitochondrial large ribosomal subunit; ribosome. Bases 1349 to 1819 code for a protein of 156 amino acids. The transcript has 5 exons.
UUUUCAGCACAUAGCUUUUAUUAAAUGCAGAUAAAUGCAAUAGAGAAUGAUUCAUUGAAACAUGACAUUAAAAUAGUUAUUGAGGCUGUUAGCCUGCAUACAAUAUUAAAGUCCAGCACUGAAGUGUGAAUUACUUGGUUAAUUCAAUGUAGAUGUCAAAACUUAAGUGGCUGUUACUAAAUUUAAGGUGGGUGUCUUUGCCAACCCUUGAACUGCCCUGGUAGAGGGAAUCCAUCGGAGUCUCUCCCAUGUUUCCAAACUCCUGUGUCUGGUGCCUGUCUGCCCACUCUGGCUCUCUGUUGGCAAAUGCUGAGGUGUCAUGGAGUCAUGGGUGGUUUAGGUGUGAAGAAGCCUGAAAGAUCAUACAGCUCCAACUCCCUUGCCAUGGGUGGGAACACCUCUCACUCGACCAGGUUCCUCAUAACCAUCCAACCUGCACUUGAACACUCCCAGGGAUGGGGCAUCCACAACGUCUCCAGUGCCUCACCAUCCUCCCAGUAUAGAAUUCCAUCCCAGAUCUAAUCUAAGCCUGCCCUCUCUCAGUUUAAAACAAUUGUCCCUUGUCCUGACACGGGAUACCUUGGUAAAAAGUCUGCCUUUCUUAUAAGCCCCCUUCCACACUGACAGGUCACAGUCAGGUCUCCAAGGUGCCUUCCCUUUUCCUGGCUGCACAGCCCCAGCCCUCGGCCUGCCCUCACAAGGGACGGGUCCCGGCCCUUCCGCCCCUCCUCGGGACCCGACCCGUGUCUGUGCUGGGCCUCAGCAGCGUGCAGGGCAGCAGAGAGCCGGGACAGGGCCCAGCGAAGGCAGACAGCACUGCAGCAUCCCACGUAAUCACAGAAUUGUUAGGGUUGGGAGGGACCUCUGGAGGUUGUUCAGUCCAGCCCCGUGCUGAGGCAGUGUCAUCCAGAGCAGGUGACACUGGAAUGUGUUCAGUAGCUCCAGGCAGUGAGAUUCUGCAUUGUCCCUUGGCCAGCCUGUUCCAGUGCCCUGCCACUCUCAGCAUAAAGAUGUUCUUCCUCGUGUUGAGGUGGAACUUCUUGUGUUUCGGUUUACAGCCAUCGCUCCUUGAGAAGCGCGCUGACAAGAGGCUGGCACCAUCCUCUUGGAGUGAUGAGAUCCCCUCUGAGUCUUCCCUUCUCCAGACAGGCCCAGCUCCCGCAGUCUGUGCUCUUAGGAGAGAUGCUGCAGAGCCCUCCUCGUGUCCCUCUCUGGUAGUUCCUUGUCCUUCCCUCACGGAGGAGCCCCGGGCCGGGCACGGCGCUGCGGCUGCUCGGGCCCUCCGAGCCGGCAGGGGGCGCCGCCGCCCCCGGAGCCGCUCUGGCCCCUCACUGCCGCGGGCUCGGCCAUGGCGGCGGGCGCCAGGAGGGCCGUGUACCCGCUGUUCCAGAGGGGCGGCCCGCAGCUGCGGAUCUUCCGUCCCAACUUCUUCAUGCUGCUGGUGCGGCCCGGCGUGCCCCAGCCCGAGGACACCGUGCAGUUCCGCGUCUCCAUGGAAAUGACAAAAUUGGAUAUCAGGAAUUACCUUGAAAAAAUAUACAAUGUGCCAGUAGCUGCUGUGAGGACCAGGAUACAGUAUGGUGCAAACAACAAGAGGAAUCACAGGAAUCAGAGAGUGAAGAAGCCAGAUUACAAGGUCGCCUAUGUACAGCUGGGCCAAGGACAAACCUUUCAGUUUCCCAACCUAUUUCCAGAGAAAGAACAAGAUGCAGAAACUCGCUCUUUCGAUGACUUCAGGGAUAAAUUUAUGGAGAAAGAGAAGCAGAAGCAGGAAGGUGACCCCAGACGAGGUGGAGUCCCUGAUUGGUUUGGACUUUGAUGCAACAAGUCAGCUGCCUUCCUUUAGGCUCAGAGGGAUUUUGAUUAGCACAACUUGCACUCUUCUUUUCUCGUAAUUACCGAAUGUUUAUUCUUGGGCAGCCCUUGCUAGUGUGCCUUUUUUCUGGCUGUUUGUGCAUGCCGACAACAAAACAGUCCUGAAGAAAUAAAAAGGAAAAAUAAAUCUGACUGCAGCAA